Messenger RNA from Ictalurus punctatus (channel catfish), 3298 nucleotides. It is a transcript of the gene fah, whose product is annotated as fumarylacetoacetate hydrolase (fumarylacetoacetase). NCBI's taxonomy places the organism in Eukaryota, Metazoa, Chordata, Actinopteri, Siluriformes, Ictaluridae. The record is from RefSeq and is a predicted model, not a curated record. Bases 159 to 1499 code for a protein of 446 amino acids. The transcript has 14 exons. Gene Ontology annotation, molecular function: fumarylacetoacetase activity. Gene Ontology annotation, biological process: L-phenylalanine catabolic process; L-tyrosine catabolic process; homogentisate catabolic process.
ACUGAGAUGGGACAAUAUGUGGUCUGGUGUGUAUAGAUAUUUGAUUAUUCUAGGUUUAUUUAGUGCUUGAAGCUGAUUUGUGUACGGGUUUUCAACUGGGACUGGUCUGAAAAUUUGUUAAAAUCCUACCUGGCAACUUUGAGGAGGAUGGACCUCAUAUGGCUGCUGGCAACAUCUGGAAAGCUUUAUUCACACUGCUGCUUACUUUGAAAAGUGCUCGCGAGCUGAACUGCAAAUCUGAGAUGUCUUUUAUAAAAGUAGAUGAAAACUCUGACUUCUCUUUCCACAACCUCCCCUAUGGAAUUUUCUCUACUCCGGGAAAUGCUCGGCGGAGGAUCGGAGUGGCCAUCGGGGAUCAGAUCGUGGACCUGAGUGCCAUUAAACACCUCUUGACCGGGCCGGAAGUCUCCCAGCACCGGCACGUGUUUGAUCAGCCCACUCUGAACGCGUUCAUGGCUCUGGGUUCGAGCGCGUGGAGAGAGACUCGCGCGCUCCUACAGACACUACUGCGCGCGGACGAGCCGACACUGAGGGACAAUCACGAGCUCAGGGGCAGAGCUUUUGUUGAUCAGAGCGCUGCAGUGAUGCAUCUCCCAGCUGAGAUCGGCGAUUACACUGACUUCUACUCAUCCAGAGACCAUGCCACUAAUGUUGGGAUCAUGUUCCGGGGCAAAGACAACGCACUGAUGCCAAACUGGCUGAGGCUUCCGGUUGGCUAUCACGGCCGCGCUUCAUCUGUGGUCGUCUCAGGAACUCCAAUCAGAAGACCUCAAGGCCAGAUGAGGCCAGACCCAGCCAAGCCUCCUGUGUUUGGGCCAUCAAAGCAGCUGGACAUUGAGCUGGAAAUGGCUUUCUUUGUGGGUCCUGGGAACAGGCUGGGAGAACCGAUUCCCAUAGAGAAAGCACAUAAACAUAUCUUCGGUAUGGUGCUGAUGAAUGACUGGAGCGCAAGGGAUAUCCAGGCAUGGGAGUAUGUGCCGUUAGGUCCGUUUCUUGGGAAAAAUUUUGGGACCACCAUCUCACCCUGGGUCGUUCCCAUGGAGGCUCUGAUGCCUUUUGUGGAGCCUAACACAGUGCAGGACCCAGAACCACUACCAUACCUUCGCCACCAGGACCCAUACACAUUCAACAUAAACCUCUUUGCCUCCAUUAAAGGUGAAGGCAUGAAAGAGGCAACCACCAUCUGCAAGUCUAACUUUAAGUACAUGUACUGGACCAUGAAACAGCAGUUAGCACAUCACACAGUUAAUGGCUGUAACAGCAGACCAGGCGACUUGCUCGCAUCAGGCACCAUCAGUGGACCGGAUCUGGAAAGUUUUGGCUCAAUGUUGGAGCUUUCAUGGAGAGGGUCAAAGGUCAUUGAGCUGGCUGGAGGAGAGACUAGGACGUUCCUCAAGGAUGGAGACGAAGUCACUCUCACAGGUUACUGUGAGGGUCGGGGAUACCGUGUUGGUUUCGGAUCAUGCCAGGGGAAGAUCAUUCCUGCCUUACAGAAGUGAUGUUCCUCAUUCUUCACCCUCCAUCUAUCCAUCCCUCCCAAAACCAGCUGGAUUCUUCACGCACCAAAUAAUGCCUUAUCAGUCAUGUUUAAUCAUUCGUGACCUUUCCAGUGACAGCUAAUUAGCUCAUUGGAGUUUCACUUAGCCAGUGCUUUUCUCUGGGCAGAAAUGAUUAUGAUUGAUUAUUUGUGACAGCCAGGGAAAUUGAAUGGAGAUUGGGUUAAGACUUUUAAGAUAUUGAGGUUUUGUUUAAUAAUACGUGUCCUGAAACAUCCCACUGGCUUUUUUUUUAUAAUCCAAAAAUGUAAGCAUUAUAGGAUAUGAAUGUUUGAUGUAUAGCUUUUUAAAAUGAUACAUGUUAAUUAUACAGGGUGUCCCAAAUAUCUCCAUACAUAGAGGACUAUAUUUGCCAGCACCACGUUUGUUGUGCCUUGGUGGACGUCCACUUCUCGGUUGGUCCACAACACUUCCAGUCUUUUUGAAUUUGUUAAUAAGUUUAGCAACAGUGUCGUGCUUGCCAUGUUUCCUGUUAAAGUCCAUCCAGCUUCCAGAUUCAGUCAUGAGAAUAAUUUCAAUAUGUUCUUUUGUCAAAGGCAUUAUUAAACGCUAUAUAUAUAUAUAUAUAUAUAUAUAUAUAUAUAUAUAUAUAUAUAUAUAUAUAUAUAUAUAUAUAUAUAAAUAUAAGCUAAAUAGGAAAAAAUGUAUACAUAUUUUCCCUGUGUAUGGAGACUUUUGAGACACCCUAUAUUUUUGUUUAUUACAGGAAGGCAAAUUCAGGAAGGUUCAUAUCCAUGAACCAGUGUCAAAAUGAAUUCAGGUUUGAGUCAGGUUGAGUGUUAACACCUCUAGCAAAGUCAUGUUGUAGACAGUCACUUGCUACCAACAAAUUAGCACUAGAAUCCCUAAACACAUUUUAUAUAGACAUGUAUUUCAGGGUGGACUUUUGCUUUAAUCAGUUCAGUAAGUAGUUAAUUAGUGACUAAAAUAAAAGGUCAAGGAGUUAGUUAUGGAAGAUAGGAAUGCAGAACAAGCCAGCUAUCUAAACAUUCAAAUAUUGAUCUGUAAAGGGGAAAAAUCAGUACAUGCCAGCUAGCUUUGUAGCUAAAUACCAUUCUGCAGGAGCUAACGAUAGUUUUAUUUGCUGAGCGCAAAAACACUGUGUACAUUUCAGCAGGUUGAAGUAGAAACUAAAAGGUAAAGUUUUUUUUGUGGGAUAAUAUCUGAGAGCACCACUAGAGUCUGUUACUCUAGACUCAUGCAGUAGGAGAAGCGGCACUAUAGGACUGUGCCUCAAAUCUUUUCACACUGGCAGAAUUUAAUUGAAGGAAAAAUUUGAUCGCAAUGGCCAUUAAUCGGCUGUCGGGGAACACGUCAAGCUAGCAAUUAAAGACUACAGAUUUUGGUCUAGGAUUAUACAAAUCUUUUAGGAUUCUCAAAACUUGUCACAUGACCAAAUCAUGGCCAAAAUCAUACAGUGUGAACGUGGAGUAAGCUGGAUUUUUUUUUUUUUUUUUUAGCAUGGCAGUAUUACAUGACUGAAUACAAUCAGGACCUGAAUAAAUAUUCCAACUUCCACCUUGUGCUAACUGGUCAUACCUUUUCUGCCUUUAGAAAAAGUUUUAUCAAGUGAAACUUCUAAGCUUUCCAAAAUAGCCUCUGGUGCACACGUUCUUUAAAGAUUCAAUUUUGCAAAGGCACUACUUAUUUCUCAACAUGAAGUCGAAUUAUCAAAGGCAGUGUUAUGUUUAUUGCUGUUUGUUACUCACAAAUUGGUAAUUAAAGUUACUGAUGUCUGUUAA